Messenger RNA from Apis florea (little honeybee), 678 nucleotides. Its product is annotated as zinc finger protein 2-like. The record is from RefSeq and is a predicted model, not a curated record. NCBI's taxonomy places the organism in Eukaryota, Metazoa, Arthropoda, Insecta, Hymenoptera, Apidae.
AUGGAAGAGUACAACGCGUUGUUGAUGCUGAACAGAAGGGUUCGCACCAUCGGGGAGGAGGAGGAUUCCUCGUAUUUCAACCCUUUCGAGGCGAGACCUCCAACAACCAGGCUGGAGAAACAAAUCAUCGAUCAACGUUACCAAUCGAAAUCUCACGUUGCCAUUGCCGGGCCGCCGUUCGUUUGCUUCGACUGUGGAAAGAGAUACAAGUGGCACGACAGUCUGAGAAGGCACAAAAGGGUCGAUUGCGGGACCACGGAGAAAAAGUACUCCUGCCAUUUGUGCGACAAAAAGUUUAAGUACCGAUACGAGCUGCGAAAUCAUGUUUACUCGGUUAGCGGUUAUCAAGGGUUGGCUGUAAGAGAAACCUAUGCCUACGUGUCGUUGCAACUGCCGUACGGUUUGCCAUCAGGAUUUCAACCUUACUCGACCAACGUGAAUUUGUCCCAAAAAGACGAAAUGAAAUAUUUGCGGGGCGAUGGCAGCAACCUGAUGAAUAUUUGUUUCGGUUGUGGGAAGAGGUACAAGUGGAGGGACAGUUUGUUGAGGCAUCAGAGGGUUGAGUGUGGUAACAAGGAGAAGAAGUUUUGUUGCAAAUUGUGCCCGAAAAAAUUCUAUCACCAGUACAAAUUGAACGAGCAUUAUCAAGGCCGGCACAAAAUACCGAAGCCUCGUUAA